AUGUACUUCACACAAAUCGCUACUGUUGUCGCAAUUGCUGCUGGUGCAGCUGCUUCUCCUGUCGCACGUCAGAACAGCGGCCAAGCAACAUUCUACCAAGCCAACGGCGGCACUGGAUCAUGUGGACAGCAGCUCAGCAACUCACAAAUGGGAGUUGCAGUGAGCUCGAACAUGGGUUGCACAAGCAUGUGUGGCCAGAAUGUCCAAAUUGAAAGCAACGGUCAGACAGUCUCGGCGCCAGUCGUCGAUUGCUGUCCAAGCUGUGAAAGCAACCACAUCGACCUCCUUCCAAAGGUUUUCGAGUCCCUCGGUAUCUCACAAUCUGAGGGUGUUGCUCCAGUUACCUUCAGCUUCAACUAA
Molecule: messenger RNA, 360 nt
Organism: Wallemia ichthyophaga EXF-994
Lineage: Eukaryota; Fungi; Basidiomycota; Wallemiomycetes; Wallemiales; Wallemiaceae
Exons: 2
Coding region: 1-360 (119 amino acids)
Source: RefSeq, a predicted model, not a curated record